Molecule: messenger RNA, 642 nt
Organism: Arachis stenosperma
Lineage: Eukaryota; Viridiplantae; Streptophyta; Magnoliopsida; Fabales; Fabaceae
Product: B3 domain-containing protein At2g36080-like
Exons: 2
Coding region: 1-642 (213 amino acids)
Molecular function (GO): DNA-binding transcription factor activity; DNA binding
Source: RefSeq, a predicted model, not a curated record
AUGUCAUCAUCAGAAACACCCCAACGGUGGACUCAGCAACAACAAGAAGAAGCAAAAGAUAAUAUCAAUGAAGAUGAAAUGAAUAAUAAUAAGGAGCUGAUGUUCGAGAAGGUUCUUACUCCAAGCGACGUUGGGAUGCUCAACCGCCUCGUCGUCCCAAAGUCCCACGCGGAGGCGCAUUUUCCGACCGGCGCCGACGGAUACUCGGCCGAAGGGAAGGGCCUGCUUCUGAAUUUCGAGGACCAAUCGGGAAAACAAUGGAAGUUCCGUUACUGCUAUUGGAGCAGCAGCCAGAGCUAUGUUCUCACCAAAGGAUGGGGCCGCUACGUUAGGGAAAACCACCUUUCUGCUGGCGACGUCGUUUUGUUCAAGAGGCACCGCCUCCAUCCAAAUAAUUUCUUUGUUAGUUGGAGGGGCCGCGAUGCUGGGACCAUGCCCCCGGCGGCUAGAAAGAGGGGGAGGAGGAGGAGGAGGAGGGAUGAGGGUGCCAGUGGUGGUGAUGUGGUGGUGAGUGAUGCCGCUGUUUCUGUUUCUGUGGGGUGGAGAGUGCCAAGGUGCGAACGAAACGACAAUGGUGGGAAACCCUUUGAGUUCAGGUUCGAGGAUGCUGAGGCUGUUCGGGGUGAACAUGGAAUUGAAUAA